This is a messenger RNA of Talpa occidentalis (Iberian mole), 965 nucleotides long. Its product is annotated as SLA class II histocompatibility antigen, DQ haplotype D alpha chain-like. Gene Ontology annotation, cellular component: MHC class II protein complex; membrane. The record is from RefSeq and is a predicted model, not a curated record. Gene Ontology annotation, molecular function: MHC class II protein complex binding. The transcript has 5 exons. Bases 48 to 818 code for a protein of 256 amino acids. Gene Ontology annotation, biological process: peptide antigen assembly with MHC class II protein complex; immunoglobulin production involved in immunoglobulin-mediated immune response; immune response. NCBI's taxonomy places the organism in Eukaryota, Metazoa, Chordata, Mammalia, Eulipotyphla, Talpidae.
UUAUUCAACAACUCAAAAACAGCAGCUGCUGAGACCACUUUGAGAGGAUGAUGGUCCUAUACAGAGCUCUGAUUCUGGGGGCCCUCACUCUCACCAUCGUAAUGAGCCCCUGUGGAGGUGAAGACAUUGUGGCUGAUCACGUGGGCAUCUACGGCACAAAUGUCUACCAGUCUUAUGGUCCCUUUGGCCAGUACACCCAAGAAUUUGAUCAAGAUGAGAUGUUCUACGUGGACCUGAAGAAGAAAGAGACUGUGUGGCGGUGGCCAGAGUUUAGCAAAUUUGCAAGUUUUGACCCACAGGGUGCACUGACAAACAUGGCUAUAGUAAAACGCAGCUUGGACAUCCUGACUAAACGUUACAACUCUACUGACGCUACCAAUGAGGUUCCUGAGGUGACUGUGUUCCCCAAGUCUCCUGUGAUGCUGGCUCAGCCCAACAUCCUCAUCUGUUUUGUGGACAACAUCUUCCCACCUGAGAUCAACAUCUCAUGGUUGGUCAAUGGGUGUUCAGUCACAGAGGGUGUGUCCGAGACCAGCUUCCUCCCCAAGAGUGAUCAUUCCUUCUCCAAGACAAGUUACCUCACCUUCAUCCCUUCUGAUGAUGAUGUUAUUGACUGCAAGGUGGAGCACUGGGGCCUGGAGAAGCCACUCCUGAAACACUGGGAACCUGAAAUUCCAUCCCCUGUGUCAGAGCUGACAGAGACUGUGGUCUGUGCCCUUGGGUUGACCAUGGGUCUCGUGGGCAUCAUGGUGGGAACCAUCCUCAUCAUCCAAGGCCUGCGCUCAGGUGGAGCCUCCAGACACCAAGGACCCUUGUGAGUCACACCCUAGAAGGUGCACUGCCCAUCUAACAAGAGAGGAGAAUGAGCAUGUUAGAUGACCAUGAACUAUUUUCUGCAUAGUUCAUCAUAUUUCCUUUCUCCUCCAACACUCCUCUCACCUCUUCUAUGGGGCUUAAGAUACUAU